UUCAUCCUUAAUGAUCAUCUGUUCAGCCACAACUUGGUAAUGAAGCACAUUCCUGGGGCAGAUCCUGAACUUGUCCUUCUCAACCACUACUAUAACGAGCUAGAUAGGAUCCCAUUAUCUGAAAUGACUCGCAUUGACAUAAACAACCUCUUGGCAAAGCUGGGCUUUUAUAAAAAAGAGCAUCCUGAAGACCAGGUGCCAGAAGAGUUCCGCUUCUCCCCAGCGAAAGACAGCCCCUUUGAGGGGCAGCAAAUCACCUCAUCGCCCCCUGAGACUGAUAUAACCGUAGAGCACCAAUCAGUGGAGGAUUCCAUUCACCAAGAUUUGUAACCGCUUGUAUAAGAGCGAUCGGGUUAAUUUACAAAUGUCAUUAGAACAGAGCCAGACGAGUCUCAAGAGUUUUAUCUUUUUGCUAAAUGUCAACAUGGCAAUGAACUGUUAUUUGGUUGUUUGCUCCCACUCUACGUUACCUUAUUUCUGCCCAAAGGGGACAUUAAUGAUGUCUACAGCUGUAAAACUUUGUGACUGGCUGCAGACUGAUGAAAUUUGUUCUCAAGGGCAAAAAUUAGGGCUCAAAAACAGGCUGUAGGAGCAUAAAGGGACCACUGAGAAAAUAAAAGUUUUAAAUAUGAGCACAGUGAUUGAGUGUUUUGAUUAUGUAAUUCAGAAUAAAAA
Xyrauchen texanus (razorback sucker) is the source of this 675-nucleotide messenger RNA. RefSeq names its product selenoprotein M-like. The transcript is spliced from 2 exons. Gene Ontology annotation, molecular function: oxidoreductase activity. Gene Ontology annotation, cellular component: endoplasmic reticulum lumen. Lineage: Eukaryota; Metazoa; Chordata; Actinopteri; Cypriniformes; Catostomidae. The annotation marks the transcript as partial. The record is from RefSeq and is a predicted model, not a curated record.